Trichomycterus rosablanca is the source of this 5221-nucleotide messenger RNA. It is a transcript of the gene thbs1b, whose product is annotated as thrombospondin 1b. Gene Ontology annotation, biological process: negative regulation of angiogenesis; cell adhesion. NCBI's taxonomy places the organism in Eukaryota, Metazoa, Chordata, Actinopteri, Siluriformes, Trichomycteridae. Gene Ontology annotation, molecular function: protein binding; calcium ion binding. The transcript is spliced from 23 exons. The record is from RefSeq and is a predicted model, not a curated record. Bases 89 to 3604 code for a protein of 1171 amino acids. Gene Ontology annotation, cellular component: extracellular region.
CAGAAACUCCAAUAUUCGGAUUUAUCAGGAGUUUUGGAUUGUAUAAACUUUUUAUAAUAAUAAUAAAUCAGAUAUUAGAGACUUUGCAAUGAAGUUAACAGGAAUAUUUUUAUUGGUGAUGCUUUGGAGAUGCCAGAGCGCACGAGUGGCAGAAAGCAGAGAUGACAACAGCGUCUUCGACUUGUUUGAGCUCGUCCAGGUGCCCAAGAAGAACCAUGGGGUCACCCUGGUAAAGGGCGAUGACCCUUACAGCCCCGCCUACAAGAUCCUGAACCCAGAACUGAUCCCUCCGGUGCCCGAGGGUGCAUUCAGGGACCUGGUGGACUUGGUGCAGGCCGAGCGCGGCUUCCUCCUGCUGGUUAACUUUAAGCAGGCGAAGCGCACCAGAGGAGCCCUGUUCACGGUGGAGAAGCUUGACGGAUCGGGUGCUUUGUUUGAAGUAGUCUCUAACGGAAAAGCCAACACGCUGGAUAUUGUGUUUACUACGGAAAACAAGCAGCAGGUGGUGUCUAUAGAGGAUGCAGACCUGGCUACAGGCCACUGGAAGAACAUCACGCUGUUUGUGCAGGAGGAUCGUGUGCACUUCUAUGUCGGAUGUGAGGAGGUGAACAGUGCCGAGCUGGAUGCGUCUAUUCAGAGCGUGCUCACUACAGAAACACCCAAUAUCGCCAAGCUGAGAAUUGGCAAGGGGGCUGUUAAUGAAAAGUUUAUGGGUGUGCUCCAAAACGUGCGAUUCGUUUUUGGGACCACAUUGGAUGCAAUUUUGAGAAACAAAGGAUGUCAAAACUCCAUUACUUCUGGAGUAAUCACUCUGGAUAAUCCUAUUAAUGGAUCCAGUCCAGCCAUCAGGACCGAUUACACCGGCCACAAAUCCAAAGAUCUGCAGAUGAUUUGUGGCUUUUCCUGUGAAGACCUGGCUAGCAUGUUCAAGGAACUGAAGAGCCUCGGUGUGGUGGUGCGAGAUCUCUCGGACAAACUACGCAAAGUGACAGAUGAGAAAAAUUUGCUGGGAGGAAUCUUGGGAAUCAAAGAUGGCGUGUGUCUUCACAAUGGCAUUGUGCACAAAAACAAGGAAGACUGGACAGUGGAUGAUUGUACAGAAUGUACCUGCCAGAACUCAGCGACUGUGUGUCGUAAAAUUUCCUGCCCCCUGCUGCCCUGCGCCAAUGCAACUGUUCCUGAUGGUGAAUGCUGUCCCCGCUGUGGAACCCCAAGUGACUAUGCUGAGGAUGGCUGGUCCCCGUGGUCUGAAUGGACCCAUUGUUCUGUGUCCUGUGGAAGGGGCAUUCAGCAACGUGGCCGCUCCUGUGACCGCAUCAAUAACAACUGCGAGGGCACAUCUGUGCAAACGAGAGACUGCUACCUCCAGGAGUGCGACAAGCGCUUUAAGCAAGAUGGAAACUGGAGCCACUGGUCACCAUGGUCAUCUUGCUCAGUCACCUGUGGAUCCGGCGUUAUCACACGCAUCCGUCUGUGUAACUCUCCUACCCCCCAGAUGGGAGGGAAACAGUGCCAGGGAGAAGGCAGGCAGACUGAGAAAUGUGAAACCUCACCAUGUCCGAUCAAUGGUGGUUGGGGACCAUGGUCACCUUGGGAUGCCUGCUCAGCUUCCUGUGGUGGUGGCGUCCAAAAUCGCAAACGUCUUUGCAAUAAUCCACCACCCAAAUACAGAGGCAAGGACUGUGUGGGUGAUGCCACGUCCACUCAGCUCUGUAACAAGCAGGACUGUCCAGUCGAUGGAUGUCUGUCCAGUCCCUGUUUCGCUGGUGCAAAAUGUACAAGCUUUCCUGAUGGGUCCUGGAAGUGUGGAAAAUGUCCAGCCGGUUUCACUGGCAAUGGAAUUGACUGCCAGGACAUUGAUGAGUGCAAGGAGGUUCCUGAUGCUUGCUUUGAAUUCAAUGGAGUUCAUAGAUGUGAAAACACCAAACCCGGGUACAACUGCCUGCCAUGUCCUCCACGCUUCUCUGGUCCACAGCCGUAUGGUCAUGGAGUGGAGGACGCAGCUGCAAAGAAACAGGUGUGCACACCCCGCAAUCCCUGCCUGGACGGAAGCCAUGACUGCAACAAGAACGCCCGGUGCAACUACCUGGGCCAUUUCUCAGAUCCCAUGUUCCGCUGCGAGUGCAAGCCUGGUUAUGCUGGGAAUGGACACAUCUGUGGAGAGGACACUGACCUGGAUGGCUGGCCUAAUGCUGACCUUGUAUGUGUGGAGAACGCCACUUAUCACUGCAAAAAGGACAACUGCCCGAACCUUCCAAACUCAGGUCAGGAGGACUACGACAAGGAUGGAAUUGGUGAUGCUUGUGAUGACGAUGAUGACAACGAUGGCAUUACGGAUGAGAGGGACAACUGCCAGUUCGUCUACAAUCCCAGACAGUAUGACUAUGACCGGGAUGAGGUUGGAGACCGCUGCGACAACUGCCCAUACAACAGCAACCCCGACCAGGCCGACACGGACAACAACGGCGAGGGAGACGCUUGUGCCGUGGACAUCGAUGGUGAUGGUAUACUGAAUGAGAGAGACAACUGUCCUUAUCUAUACAAUGUUGAUCAAAAGGAUACGGAUCUAGACGGGGUUGGUGACCAGUGUGAUAACUGCCCCCUGGAGCAUAAUCCUGACCAGCUCGACUCGGACUCCGACCGUGUGGGUGAUAAGUGCGACAGCAAUCAGGACAUCGAUGAAGACGGUCAUCAAAACAACCUGGACAACUGCCCAUAUAUUCCCAAUGCUAACCAGGCUGAUCAUGACAAGGAUGGCAAAGGAGACGCUUGCGAUUACGACGAUGACAACGAUGGCAUCCCUGAUGAUAAAGACAACUGCAGAUUGGCUUUCAAUCCGGAUCAGCUGGACUCUGAUGGUGAUGGGCGUGGCGAUGUCUGUAAGGAUGACUUUGACCAGGACAAUGUUCCAGACAUCUAUGAUGUUUGCCCAGAGAAUUUUGACAUCAGUGAGACAGACUUCCGCAAAUUCCAAAUGGUACCUUUGGACCCCAAGGGUACUUCUCAAAUCGAUCCCAACUGGGUAGUCCGUCACCAGGGCAAAGAGCUGGUUCAGACAGUCAACUGCGACCCUGGCAUUGCUGUUGGUUUUGACGAGUUUAACGCGGUGGACUUCAGUGGAACCUUCUUUAUCAACACAGAGCGAGACGAUGACUAUGCUGGAUUUGUGUUCGGUUACCAGUCCAGCUCCCGCUUUUAUGUGGUGAUGUGGAAGCAGAUUACUCAGACCUACUGGUCAAGCCAGCCCACCAAAGCACAAGGCUACUCUGGGCUGUCCAUCAAAGUGGUCAAUUCCACCACAGGACCGGGUGAACACUUAAGAAAUGCCCUCUGGCACACCGGAGACACUCCAGGACAGGUGCGCACCCUGUGGCACGACCCAAAAAAUGUUGGCUGGAAGGACUUUACUGCAUACAGAUGGCACCUGACUCACAGACCAAGAACAGGACACAUAAGAGUCGUUAUGUAUGAGGGAAAGAAGAUCAUGGCAGAUUCUGGAAGAAUCUAUGACAAAACCUAUGCGGGAGGUCGACUAGGUUUAUUCGUCUUCUCGCAAGAGAUGGUAUACUUCUCAGACCUCAAAUAUGAAUGCAGAGAUGCAUAAUUGCACAGGGAGAAGGUUCUUAAGAGAAGGCACCUUUCUGUAUAAGUAAGAAUAUAUUCCACACAAAGUCCAGGGACAGAUUUUCCACCGCAUUUUUUUCUAUGGUGGGCCAGCAUACGGUCAGUUUUAAGAUAACUAAAGCUGGUGUGGACAGAGUCUAGUUAACUGGAUAAUCAAGACCCCUCCACCAAGAGCAGGUAGAGCAGAAUAGUGCCCCGUCAUUUUGAUUGAUUAAAAAACGAUUUCUGUAUUAGAUCUGUUAUCCUUCAAUCAAUCAUUGACUUUCUUCUACCUGAAUGAAUUUAAAAACAAAGGACCAAAUAUAAGACUUAAAUGGUCUGAAUUUUGAAUGUUUUUUUUUUUUUCAAAACAUACUGAAAAUGGCAUUUACAGAAUUAAAACAGGGUAAUGAGACUUUAUUAUGCUGAAGUAACUGAUUGUAGGGCUACCAAAUGUAUACAGUGUUGUAUCACUGUCAGUUCUGAACAAUAUAUAACAGAAUACAAAUAUCUAUAUUGAGACACGGAUAUUAAGUUGGGCUUAAGUGCUUAUUAGUGCAUACAUUUACUUUCAAACAUGCCAUGUUAACCAGAUAAACACUUCAGGUAGUGAGCAUGACCUUUAAGAUGAAAUGGAUUGCUAGUAAAGCAACAGACCAAGUUAUUAACAAUAAUAAACAUUAAAUUAUAACAAAGGAAAUGAAACUUUAAUCUUUUUUUUUUUUUUCUUAGCUAAAAUCUUAGACAAUUUGUAAAUCAAAGUCUCCACUUCUUUACAAAAGCACUUGCAAAUACCCGGUUGGAACUGGGAUUAUUGGACCAUGAAUUCUGUGUGAAUUCUACCUUAUUUACUGGUUGAUUACCAGGCAGCGGACAUGGUUGUUUAUGGGGGUGCUCUAAAUUUAUAAUUAAAAAGUCAAAGUAACUUAUUUAUCAAUCUACUAUAGAAUAAUAUAUACAAGCUAGAUCACAUUUACAGUGUCUAAAUCUUUAGCAUAAAGCACAGUGUCACUAAUCAUGACUAUUACCAGGGUUUUGCCCAACACACCAGCAUGCCCAGUCCAGCCAGUUUCACAGAUCUAUUAGACGAGUUCUUCAGAACAGUCUGUUCGGCCUGUGUGCCUUUAAAGAGAUGAAGCACAACUUUAUCUCCAUACAGAUAUUACCUCAGCACUGGUGUAUCAUUUGGUUAAAAAGAAAACUGAGUAAUAUUUUUAUAUGGUAAAUAAACCACAUCGGUCAGUUAUUGCUACUGUAGCACAAUCAUUUUUAAUCCUAGAGCUUCCAAUGUCCAGUAGGUUUUUAAGAAUAAAUUAUUGUACUGUUUGUCGUCUGUAAGACCAUGUUUCAUAUGAGGAUGAAUGUAUGAGCAUGCGCGCGUACGUAUGAGUGUGUUUGUGUAGAUAAAUGCUAUUUAAAUAAUUUAUCAGGAGAUGCAGCCUCAGGAGGCGUUUCCAUCUGUAUAAAUGGUUUGCACACUGACAUGAGGAUGUUCAGUUCUUUAUUGUUUUUAUGGGGGUUUUUUUGCAUUUUAUUUUUGUAAAAUUAGCAAUGCUUGUCUGUAAACGUUUUACAUAGUUGUAAAAUGCAAAUGCUAUUUUUUAUCCAUUGCAAUUAU